This is a messenger RNA of Gambusia affinis (western mosquitofish), 2650 nucleotides long. Its product is annotated as macrophage mannose receptor 1-like. NCBI's taxonomy places the organism in Eukaryota, Metazoa, Chordata, Actinopteri, Cyprinodontiformes, Poeciliidae. Bases 128 to 1084 code for a protein of 318 amino acids. The transcript has 6 exons. The record is from RefSeq and is a predicted model, not a curated record.
CAGGAAACAUUUUCCUUUUCAUUCAAAACAUCAGCGACCAACAUUGCAGAGGAAGCAGCUCUACUAACAAAAAUACUGUGGAGGUUUCAAUUUUUUCAGUUUUUAGCUUUUUACAGAAAAAUCCACAAUGAACCAACAAAUUGCUUGGAUAACUCUCAUCCUGCAUGGUUUUUGCCUCGGCUCCUGCUUGCAGGUCCCUUUACGAAAGUACUACUAUGUUAACCAGUUUAUGACCUGGCCUAAAGCUCAGCAGUUCUGCAGGGAGCAUUACACGGACCUGGCCACGUUUGAGAGCAUGGACGACAUAAACAGGCUGAAACCUAAUAUUUCCUAUUCCUGGGCAUGGAUCGGACUCUGGGACGAUCCGAAUGCCUGGAAAACUGCAAUGGGCAACGAGCCCAACUCCUGGAGAUGGUCUGCAACCGGAGAAACCAGUAAAACUGGUUACCAGUCGUGGGGCACUGGUGAACCAAACUUCAAAAAUCCAGGGGAGACGUGCACGUUUAUGGCCAAUGACGGGUACUGGUAUGAUAGUAACUGUGAGAGUGGAGUCAAAUUUAUUUGUUACAACGUUACAGAGAACAAUGUGAAACAAUAUGUGUUGAUCUCAACUUUGGCAACAUGGAGUUCUGCUCAAAGCUACUGCAGAUCGCAUCACACCGACUUGGCAAUGAUUGAGAACAAGGCAGAAAACUCUGAAGUCAAACAGUUAAUUCCAACUGGAUUCUUUGUUUGGAUCGGACUGUACCGAGUGCCGUGGAGUUGGUCUGACAAGAGUCCCAGCCUCUUCCGCCGAUGGGGCCCUUCAGAACCAGACAACGGGGGUAUUCAGCACUGUGUCUGCAAGAAUACAGCACAUCUGUUUGGCGAUGAAAGAUGUGAUGAUGUCAAAGUCUUCAUUUGUGAACAAGUGGUAAAAACGAGCACCACUGUGAAAAUGACGAUGACAAGCGACGUGGAUCUGACCGACCCGGCCGUCAACGCCCAGGUCCUCCAGCAGCUUGGUGCCUUGCUGACAAACCAGGGAUGGACUGAUUUCAAAGUGCAAUGGAAGAUUGUCUCCAAGAAAAACAAAGAAAACUGAAUGCUGCAAAUUAAUUACAUCUGCUGAUUUACAGACCUUGUGUUUUUACCUUUUGCUCAAAUCAGAUUGCAAAUUAUUGUAAUAGAAAGUAAUGGUAUCUUGGGCUUUAACUGGGACCUAUUACAAAAAAUUCACUUUCUGUACGUCUUUAUACUCACAUUUGGGUUUCAGCUGCUUGUAAAAACAGAUGAAAUACUUCAAAAAACUGUUUUGGGGAUCAAUAUAGUAUUUUUAAACUGAAUUGAAUUUGGAAAAAGAAAAAGUACCCAGCUGUUUUUAGGCAGUAAGUUAAAGUUUUUUGGUGUCUGAAAAAUGAGUUUCAAAACCUUCCAGAUUCACAGUCAGGUACUGUGUCGUUACCUAGCAACCCCAGCCCGUCACCUAGCAACCCAAGCAGAGUUCCGCCAUGUUUGGGCAGCUGGUUUUACCGCUGAGUACAUUGUUCAGCGGAAAAGACCAGCGUUUUAUUGUUGACUUACCAUCCAGAAAUAUUAAGUUAUAAUGAUUUUAUGCAGAUAAAAUGUAACAAACCUGUUUUUAUGUCUGUUCAAGGCAGCAGAAGAGGUCACCUUUAAAACAAGAUACCUGGAAAAAACAGCUUAGCACUUUAGCAUCAUAUAAAGCUUCCAGUUUAAAGUGAAGCCUGAACAGAUACACUAAAACUGUAUAGUUGAAUUUCCUCUAUCCACUUGUAGAAGUAGGUACUAGAACGGUUUAAGCAUCCCUCAUUUGAUUAAUAGUCUUGAUUUUAAUGGAGUUUAACUGUAAUCUCAGGCUGUUUUGCUUCUGUUUAAAUGUAGUUGUACCAACUGUGACGAGUUUCUAGACCAGCUCACAUUUCCUCAGCAAGAAAAUGAAGUUUAAUAGCUUAGUGUUUUUGUGUAAUUGCAAAAUGUGCAAACUGUAAACGAAACAAUGCAUGUAUUUUAUUUUCUUUCUAUCUAAUCUUAAUCUGGUUUCGCAAACAAAUCCAGGAUUAUUUACUGGUCUGUAUUUGAUUGUGUAGCGUAAGAUAAUGUAAGACCACCUUAUAAUAUCAAUACGUUCUGCAUUCUGGUUUAGGUCUAAAAGAGUUUUUAAUGAAACUGUUAAAUUAAAGAAAGAAAAUAAAUUGGCAGAUUGAUUUUAUUUUGAAGUUACAGAUUGAGGCAGACUAAAUACAAAAUACACCAGACAUGUUUUGGGGCUUAAUUUAAAAAAAAGAAAAAAAAAACUUUAUUUACGUUAAAUUGUUUUGAAUCAGAGAAACCAAAUAUACUAUCUUGCUAAGACAAAGAUAUGACCCACGAACUUGUGCCUCAAAGACAAACUUUGCAUAUGAAAAUCAAAAGAAGAGCCGUGAAUUUUGAAAAAGGCGACUUCCUUUCAAUCCAAAUAAGAUGACGUCUAAACUUUCAAACACCAAGCAGCUGCACGUGACCUCUGUAGUACUGCCUUUAUGAAUAAGAAAAGGUAGACGAGGUGGAUAAAAAUAUAUAUGCAUAUAUAUUUAACUUAUAAUAUAACAAUAAGAUUCACAGAAUUAAUAAAUGAAAUUCAGAUUUACAAUAUUUGCAGCUGAACUCU